CGACCGCGAUCUGGGGGAAAGCGAACAGCUGUCGUGACGGAAAUUCGUUGGAUGAUCUUGAGUGUAAAAACCGUCACAUUUCAUCCAUUUGAUAUGAUACACGUCAGUGAUGGGUAGCGAGAGUUAGCGCGUUAAAAACGUAGAGAUAUAUACGUGCAGGAGGGAGUUUGAUUGCGAGAAAAAGAAAGACAAACCGAAAAUCCAAAAUGGCAGACGACAUAAACAACGAUACGCCGGAAGGAAAUUGUAAAGAGAAGAUGAAACCGACACCGAUGGAAGAGAGAUUGAUGUAUUUUGAAACGUUGCGAGAAUGGCUUCAGGAUUGGUACUAUUGGCAAACCGUCGCGGCGAUGAUCCCUUAUUACGUGAUGUCACAACACGUCGCAAACACGACGACCGGUAUGAAUGAACAUUUCACCGGUUCAACACCUUUUCAACCAGCUCAAAUACCAACAAUGCGACCAGAUACAACAAGUGGAAACGCGGAUCAACAGAAUGAAGCAAUUAGGCAAAGGUUCCUGAGGAGGCCUCCUCAGGAACAACUUGCGGGACCUUAUCAGCCUCCGGGAACAGACGGUUACGAGUAUCGUAUUCCUCCGCUUUGGAAAAGAUUUGCCGCAGAAUUUAUAGACUCAAUAAUGUUGUUUCUUCUAAAGCUUUCCAUUACCUUUAUUGCGAUUGAUAUCUUCGAUUUUAUAGAUAUCGAGGAUCUAGAUUUGUUACAAACAAAUUUGCGCAUUGAUUACAACAUGGCUCUAAACAUGACUUAUGGGAUUUUAAUUUUGGAAAUGAUUCAUCGUAUGAUAGUUUGUAUCUUUGAGGCCUUUUGGCUUCACCAUGGCGUGUACGGUUUUAUCGGAGGCGCCACUCCCGGCAAGUACAUGAUGGGCUUGCGAGUUGUUCAAUGCCGUAGCGUGACUCCUGUGGAUCGUCCAAACGAGCCGAACGUCGUUCUGGUGAGCCCGGGAACCGAUCUGGGCUUGCCGUUGGCGUUAGGCCGGUCGGUGGUCAAGAACCUGGUACUCGCGUUUCUCUUCCCAAUUUGUUUCUCGUUGUUCUUCUUCAAGUUUAACAGAACUGGUUACGACUUGAUUUGCAAUUCCAUUGUUGUCGAAGACGCCUACAGAAAUGGAAAUAACCGAAUACACCAGCAGUAGAUCGUUCGAGAGACGACAUACUGCACGACAUACUGUGAUCUGUAUAUAACAGCUGUCUGUGCUUCUUGUACCUUUGUAUGCGUGCGGAUUCAUGCUGAUGUGUAUGAUGUGUGUGUGAGAAAGUGUGUGUAUGUACAUAAAAACUAUAUAUAUAUAUAUAUAUAUAUAAAUGUAAAAAAUAAACAUCACGGCAGAAAGCCGAUUAUGUAUCUUGAUUCAGAAGGAAUUAUAUGCAUCUAUAAAUAUA
Pseudomyrmex gracilis is the source of this 1404-nucleotide messenger RNA. Its product is annotated as protein FAM8A1. NCBI's taxonomy places the organism in Eukaryota, Metazoa, Arthropoda, Insecta, Hymenoptera, Formicidae. Bases 207 to 1157 code for a protein of 316 amino acids. The transcript is spliced from 6 exons. The record is from RefSeq and is a predicted model, not a curated record.